This is a messenger RNA of Zootoca vivipara (common lizard), 7209 nucleotides long. The record is from RefSeq and is a predicted model, not a curated record. NCBI's taxonomy places the organism in Eukaryota, Metazoa, Chordata, Lepidosauria, Squamata, Lacertidae.
AUGGGCCUGAGGGACUCCUCUUAUAUUUUCUUCCAUCAUAAUAGUAUCGGUGACAAUGACUAUGUUGGCUCUAGUUGCAAAGCAGAAUCCAGGGAAAUAUUUCACCAGGAGCUGAGUGAGCAGAAAUUCCAAAGGGGGAAAACACGUGUGUGUGAGAGAGAGAGAAAGAAAGAACGAAUCCAAUAAACGGCUGGAUUUUUGCCGCACUUGUUUUGGAAGAUUAUGGAUAGGCACCGAGUGCUACAUUUAUGCUUGCUGAACACAGUCCUCUUGGUGCUUAUUUGGAUUGGCAUCUCCAAAGCACAGAAGGAUUGCACAGGUGUGGAGUGUAAGCCGCUGGAAAAUUGCAUUGAGGAAGUGCUUGAGCCAGACGAGUGCUGCGCCUCUUGUCUCCAGCAUGGCUGCACCUGUGAAGGCUAUCAGUACUAUGACUGUGUGAAUGUCGGUUUCAUCAACGGCAAGGUCCCCGAAGGGCAGUCUUACUAUGUCGACUUUGGAAGCACAGAGUGCUCCUGUCCCAAAGGGGGUGGCAAAAUCAGCUGCCAGUUUAUGCUCUGUCCAGACCUUCCGCCCAACUGCAUCGAUGCUGUGCUGCCCGCGGAUGGGUGCCCUCAGUGUGGGAGAAUCGGCUGCCUCCACGAAGAGCAGAAAUAUGCGGCGGGACACACGUUCCACAUGCCUCCGUGCAAGGUUUGCCACUGCCCCAAUUCUGGAGGGGAUCUCAUGUGCUACCUGCUCCCAGACUGUAAUGAAUCCACAUUAAACCCUCAGAGCCCAUCGGAUACCGGAGACACCGAACCAGAGCGGCACUAUGAUGAUUCCUACAGUUAUGACCAGGAGGCACCAGAAGGUGACACCACUCAGGUGGAGCCACCUAAAAAGUUCUACAGUUUUUCGGCUCAUACAGAGCAAGAGAGCAUGGGCCAAGAGGAUUACGAUUACCUUGCAAGCAGCAGUGUUACUCCUCCGUCAUUAACUCAUCCUGCUUCAAGGACGGAAGCUUUGCCACCCACGACCACAAUUGCUCGUGUUCUGCACUAUCCUGAAACUAGUCGCACCACUGAAAAGAGUGAGGAAGGGAUUUAUACGAGAAGCACGGUAUCAACCCCCAAAGGACAGCAAAGGCAUCAUCCCACAACCAUUGCAAACCGCAUUAGAAAGGAACAAGCUGCGGUUACAACUGAGAGGCCCAGAAAUAUGGCAGAUGUGGAGAGGAGAAAGCCAGCCAACAGGGAGAGGAAUGAACAAGAAGAAAAUGCCCGCUUCAAAAUCAAGCUAAACAUGAAGAAAGACAACAAGCAGAAAGAAAACAGGUUGUUGGUCUUACAAGAGUCCAAUAUGACUCAAACGCAUGGGCUAAACUCUUUGCAGGAGAACCAUGAGGAAAUUAAGUUCCCCAAGGUCAAGUUCAAUCCAACACAACAAUCUCCCAUUGCACUGGAAGAAGACAACAACAGGAUAUCCUUAAAACAGCCCCAGACUCUUUAUCAUUACACAUCUGAAGAGGACAUAGAUCCCAACUCUGUUCAGACUUCGUCCAAGUUACCAGAAGGUUCAACAAAAGAUUUAAUUGAAACUUGCUGUGCUGCUGGACAACAGUGGGCUAUUGACAACAAUGAAUGCAGAGAAAUCCCUGUAAGUGGAGCUGAUGGCGACAUUUGCAGAAUUGCUCAGAAGCAGUGUUGUGUCUCGUAUUUAAAGGAAAACAGCUGCAUUGCUGGCAUGAUUGCUGCCAGAGAAGGUGAAUUGUGUGGCCCGGAUGAAAGUGAGACCUGCGGAGGAUCAUUUUAUAAGCAAUGCUGUGAUUGCUGUGCGUUGGGCCUACGAGUGAAAAGUGAAGGUCAAAGCUGCGAGCCCAACCCCAAUCUUGGCUACCCUUGCAGCCAUGUAAUGCUUUCCUGCUGUGAAGGAGAAGACCACCUCAUCCCUCCAGAGCUAAAGAGGCACCCUGAACCGCUGCCAACAGCGACACCAGAGAAACUUUCAGAGUUUGAGGAUCACCAUGAAGCCUUGUCGAUCAGUAAUGAAGCUGAAUUGUCAAACAGCUUACCUGGAGAUGACCUGGACGAGUGUCUUGCCUAUCCUGGAGAGCUCUGCCAACACCUUUGCAUCAACACAGUGGGAUCCUACAAGUGCUCAUGUUUCCCAAGAUUUACUCUGCAGGAUGAUGGACUCAGCUGCAAUCCAGAUUUUGAAGAAGAUGGACCAAAUACUGCCUUACAGGACAAAGCCACUAUUGCUCCAGAAGCCUUGAAUAUCCAGCCUGCAACCAUCAACGAAGAGGAAGAGAAGUGUAAAGAUAAUGGUCCCUGCAAGCACAUAUGUAAUACUUUGGAAGGGGCAGUUGUGUGCUCUUGCUCACCUGGAUAUGCUCUGAUGUCAGACGGGGUUUCGUGUGAAGAUAUUAAUGAAUGUAUAACAGACGCUCAUACCUGCAAGAGAGGGGAGCACUGUGUUAACACAAUUGGAUCCUUUACAUGUCUUCAGCAACUCAACUGUGAAUCAGGUUAUGAGCUGAAGGAUGGUGAAUGUGUUGACAUUGAUGAAUGUGAACGAGGAACUCACAGCUGCAAGAUAAACUUUGUAUGUCAAAAUACAAAAGGAUCGUUCUAUUGUGAAUCAAAGCAGCGGUGCAUGGAUGGAUUUUUACAAGAUCCAGAGGGUAAUUGUGUUGAUAUUAAUGAAUGUACAUCACUUACGGAGCCAUGUAAGGCUGGUUUCAACUGCAUCAAUACUGUUGGGUCUUAUACUUGUCAGAGAAACCUCUUAGUGUGUAACAGAGGAUAUCAUUCGAGUGAAGAUGGAGCCAGAUGUGUCGAUGUUGAUGAAUGUCAAACCGGCGUACACCGCUGUGGCGAGGGACAGAUUUGUCACAAUCUACCUGGAGCUUACCGCUGUGAUUGCAAGACAGGAUAUCAGUAUGAUUCAUUCAGCAGGACCUGCAUUGACAUUAAUGAAUGCUGGAAUUAUCCUGGCCGACUCUGCCAACACUCAUGUGAAAAUACUCCUGGAUCCUAUCAUUGUUCCUGUUCUACUGGCUUUCGCUUGGCAUAUGAUGGGAAGCAUUGUGAAGAUAUCAAUGAAUGUGACAACAAUCCAUGCAGUCAAGAAUGUGCUAAUAUAUAUGGUUCCUAUCAGUGUUACUGCAGGCAAGGCUAUCAAUUAGCAGAAGACAGCCAUUCUUGCAAAGAUAUUGAUGAAUGUGCACAAAGUGCAGGUAUUCUGUGCACUUUCCGCUGCAUGAAUGUGCCUGGAAGCUAUCAGUGUGCUUGUCCUGAUCAAGGAUAUACCAUGGCAACAAAUGGAAGGACUUGUCGAGAUAUUGAUGAAUGUGCAAUGGGAACCCACAAUUGUUCCUCGACCGAAUCUUGCUACAAUGUUCAGGGCAGCUUCCGGUGUCUUUUGUUUGAGUGCCCAGCGAACUACAGAAAAGUGUCUGAAAUGAGAUGCGAGCGUAUCAACUGCUUUAACUAUGUGGACUGCCAAAACACUCCUUUGCGAAUUACUUACUAUCAGCUUAACUUCCAAACUAACAUUGUCAUCCCAGCGCAUAUUUUCCGGAUUGGUCCCUCGCCUGCUUAUGCUGGAGACAACAUAAUCCUCACAAUCAACAAAGGAAACGAAGAGAACUACUUCAACACCAGGAAGCUUAAUUCCUACACAGGCAUUGUCUACCUUCAGCGGCAAGUGAAGGAACCCAAAGACUUUUUGUUAGAUGUUGAAAUGAAGCUUUGGCGUCAAGGAACCUACACGACCUUCCUGGCUAAAAUUUACAUCUUUAUCUCCUCUCAUGCCUACUGAGGCAUAUGUACUCUCAUGGGAGUUUAUUGGUGCUAUCACCUUUGUGUUUUCUACCAAAGCUUAUUAUGAUACCUAGUUAUAGAUUUUUAAAAAUAAUAAUCAUUUUCCCUUAUUAUUUUUCUAAAAACAUCUUUGUUUUUGUAAAAUUAACUUAAAACGCAUUACCCAUUUCUCUUAUAACUGGAUUUUUAACUGAGCAGCAGAAGGCAUUGUGGUUUAAAGCAAAUAUAUAUGUACAGUAUUUACGUGAAGUUCAUAAUGAGUUGCUGGGUGGGGGGCACAAUCUAUCCAAACUUAAGCACUUAAAGGUCCUGUUGAUUUCCCAGAGAAUUAAUCAUGCGGCCACUGAAAUUAGUUUGACUUUGUGCUUAAGUUCAGUUGGAUUGCGUUGGUUGGCAGGCAGGAUGUCAUUCCUUGCCCAUUGCAAUGUCUGAUGGAAGACAGUUGUUCAGCAAGUGAUCUCUUUCCACCUUCUGAGCUUCUUCCAGUGCAGCUUUUAAAAAGACCCAAAGCCCUUAAAGUCUCUUUAAUAUAUUUCCACUUAUUUACAUCUCAUAUACAAAGAGAGCUCACUAUGCUUGGACUGCGUAGCAAAAAAAAUAUGCUGCGUUCUGGCAUGCCAGCAAAUCAGAUGGGGACAUGAUAGUCUCACCCCUCCUCAUGCCUGCUCAGUAACUUUAGCUGCCUCGUUCUCUUCCUCCAGGCAGGAGGAAGGCAAAAGGUUAAUAUCAGAUCUAAUGCACAGCACAGCGAGCUCUCCUUAUAGAGUUACAUGUGUUUUCAGCUUUGGCGAACAAGACGUGGAAAUCCAAAGGGUGGGAUGAAAUCCAGCCUCCUUAGGCACUUGGGUCUUGUCCAGGAAGCUUGAACAAUAUUUUUUUUUGGGGGGGGAGCGGGUCAAAUCCAAUGUUCAUCAUGCUAAGAAUAACCCACUGAAAUCAGUGAACUUAACCCUAAGUCCAUUGAUUUCAUUGGAUGUGCACUGAGUGUGACAACCAGCAAAAUUGUAACUACGUCUACUCAGAAAUAAGUCCUAUUGAAUUAAAUGGGGAUUGCUCCCAGGCAAUGCUUACAUGCAUUCUCUUAUCAGGUGCCAUGGAAUUACACCUUCUGGCAUAUCAGAGAUAUAGCACCAGUAGUGCCAGAUCAGUGCCACGCUUUACAUGGGAAUUGCAAUUGCUGAGGGCAUACCACCCACUGCACCCAUCAUGGGAAAUACAUAUAGCCAGUGUCAGCACACUGUACUCUCAGGCAAAUGCGGCAGGCCUGUUGCUUCUGAUCUCUGCCUCUUCACUGGGCUGGGUAUGAAUUUCCCCCCUCCUUGGUCCUGCAUGCUAUACAGCCACAGCAAAUCAGCAAGGGAUACAUCCUUUGAAUCCACAGGUGAGCAGCCUUGGGCCACCUCCUAUACAGAGAGGCCCAUCCUCUUUCUCUCUGCAGUGGAGAAAAGAUUGCUGUCGCUGCACUGCUAUUUACAGCAUGGGGAUAGCGAUCUUAGCUGCAUCAGGAUUGCUGGGAUGUGGGAAAUCGAAGCCCGCUGAAACCUGGAGCCAGUAUUUACAUGUCUGAGGACUCAAACUGUACAUCCUGUGUACAUGCAGCAAUCACAUUUGCUAUGUGGGGCUGUUUGUAAAUGUUCAAUCUGUGGUGCUAGAGUAGGAGUGGGGAACCUCCAUCUUUCUAGAUGUUCCUGGGCUGCAAGCUCCCAUUAGCCCUAGCAAAGCAUUGUCAAUGGCCAGAGAUAAUGGGAGCUGUAGUUCAGCAUCAUCUGGAGGGCCAAAGAUUCCACACUUCUAAAUUAGGUAACAUUUAGGCUGACAUCGUAUACACAAUUGCCUGGAAUCAAUGGGAUUUACUUCUUGUUAGACAUGCAUAGUGCUGUCAAUCACUUACUAUUAGAUGUCUUUUCUUUUUUGUCCUCAUAAUUUAUGUCUACUUAUCUGCAAACACGGGUCCCUUAACGAAAGAACACAGUUUGGGUGGCAGUUAAUCCAUGCUUACAGUUAAACAAAGCUGAAUAAUUUCAUAGCUGCCAAGUUUUCGCUUUUCUCGCGAGAAAGCCUAUUCAGCAUAAGGGAAAAUCCCUGUAAAAAAGGGAUAACUUGGCAGCUAUGUAAUUUUCAGAUCCAAUGGAAUAGAGGGAUGUGUUGUGCUUUCUUGCUGAAAUUGGCAUUGCAGUUCGCCUUACUUGCCUGAUUUUGUAUUUAAAUUCAGUACUGAAGGUGCCCAUUCUUUUUGGGGGUGCAUACAAGAUGUAUUAUACUUUUUAAGGAAAUGCCAAAGAUGAAGCAUGACAGACCAAAGAUGCUAAACCGUUGUUAACACCUUAUUGAAUGUCAUGGCUAUUCAAUUAGAAUGUUAAGAUAAAACUUGAAAUAGAUCAGAUUUAUUUUCUGCUUUUCCAGCCUAAAUGACAUGGCAGAAGUAGGAAUCUAGUUAAUUUGGCAGCUUGAAUAAACCAUAUACUAUACUAAUAGAACAAUGCAAGGUUUAAAUUCUUUUCAAGUUCUCUUAUUUUAUAGAAAACUGGAUAAGGGCCAAAUCAAGCAGCCAUGUGUACUGAUGAGUAGUUUAAUCAAAAGACUUUAAAAAAAAUUUUUGCAAGUGAAUAGCAGAAUUUUAAAAUAAACAUAUGGUGUGGUUUUUUUAAAAAAGAUAGAACAGUCUAGUGCAAAUCUUUUACUUAUUUUGUUUUAGCACAGCUAUACAUAAAUAACAUAUGAAAUAUUGUUGAUCAAAACCAUAACUGCAACUUAUAGAUUUUUUGUGAUAUGGUUUAAUCCUUUUGUUAUAUUGUAGUGGAUCUUAUUUUGUAUAUAAAACAAGGAAGAAGCCAAGCCUUAGGGCCUUUUUAUACAGUAGUAUAAAAAGUAUUAUAAAAUGCUGCAGUAUUAUGAAAUGUAAAAUACUAAUUUGUACUGUGGAUUAAACAUGUAAAUGCUUUUUAUGUUUAACGGGAGUGAGGGGAGAGGGGAAAGAUGUGUUGUCAUCAGAUUCAUUGAAUGUUGUCUUCCCUGCUAUUUCUGUCGAGAUUUCAGUCCAUAGUAAAGCAUAAGUAUGGUUUUAGCUAAUGUUAUACAGUACACGGUUGUGCUUCUAUAAAUUCUUUUCUUGGUCUCUUAGUGCAUAUUUGCUUCCAUUCUAAUACAUAGACUCUUAGAGCUAAAAGUGGAAUUACUAGGUACUAACCUGGAGACGUUUGCUGUUACUCCAAAUAGCCUGUUGGCAACAAGAGAAAAUACAGCAGGAAUCUCUCCCACCACAAUUCUCUGGUCAUUUCUUCGUCCAUCUGUCUCAGUAAAUCACUUGUUGGUUCCUGAAACUAGAUUUUUCCUUCACAGAGCAAUGGGAAAGGGAUCAUUGGACACAUGGGGAAGGAGAGCCAGUGUCCAGGAACUCUAAUUACUA